AUGGGCUUGCUGAGUAUUCUUAAGAAAGUCAAGGAGAAGGAAAAAGAGAUUCGUGUUCUCAUGUUAGGUCUGGACAACGCCGGCAAGACGACAAUCCUGAAGAAAUAUAUGGGUCAAGACAUUACAGAGAUUUCUCCUACUUUGGGCUUUGAUAUCCAGACUCUUGAGUACAAGGACUUCAAGUUGAAUGUGUGGGACGUCGGUGGUCAGCAGACAAUUCGGUCGUAUUGGCGAAACUACUUUGAGCAGACGGAUGGCCUCGUAUGGGUAGUAGACAGCGCCGAUCGACGAAGACUUGAGGAUUGCAAGCGUGAACUUGAAAAUUUGUUGUCUCAAGAGAAACUAGCUGGUGCAACGGUUCUCAUCUUUGCCAACAAACAAGAUUUGCCUGGUGCUCUCUCUUCUGCAGCAAUUGCAGACGCAUUAGGUCUACACUCAGCUCAGUUUUCUAGUCGACAUUGGAGUAUCAUUUCCUGCAGCGCCGUUACUGGUGACGGUCUCGUUGACGGCAUUGAUUGGCUUGUCGGUGACAUUGCUAGCCGCAUAUUUCUUAUGGAGUAA
Molecule: messenger RNA, 561 nt
Organism: Peronospora belbahrii
Lineage: Eukaryota; Oomycota; Peronosporomycetes; Peronosporales; Peronosporaceae
Source: the annotation of a GenBank genome assembly